AUGUGUCAAAUUGUUCAAGCUUUAGUGGACAAGUAUAAUGAGGAUCAUAAUCUUUUGGAGGAUCUUGCACACGAAUUCAAAGACGUUCUACACUACAAGUCAAUUUUUGAGAACCUGAAAUGUUACUAUCAUCUAAAUUUCACUACAAAGAUUAAAGGGUCUGGUCCAAAUGAAUGUAGCAUGGACAAUCUUUUCUUUGUGGAAGUGAAAUGUCACUGCUAUGGUUGCACCAGAUAUGGAGAUGUUGGUAUGAAGCACCCUAGCAGUUCUGUUGGAUACACUGCUGGUCACUUGAAUGUGGGUUUGCCAUUUGGAUACUUUGCAAAGUGGAAGAGGGACUAUGAGGAUGAGGAGGAUGAUGAUAAAUAUGUGAAAGCUAGGGAAGCUGAGCUAAGGCAGAUGUUCAAGGGCCUUGAUAAGCCAGGUGUCAUGAAGAAACUAUGCACUCCCCCUCCGUGGGCAACUAAAAGAAAAGCGCUGGAGUGA
This is a messenger RNA of Miscanthus lutarioriparius, 486 nucleotides long. The record is from the annotation of a GenBank genome assembly. NCBI's taxonomy places the organism in Eukaryota, Viridiplantae, Streptophyta, Magnoliopsida, Poales, Poaceae.